GGGCGCUCCUACACUGGAGCCGGUCCGCUCAGUCAGGUACGACCAACCCGGUUCCGAUCAGACAGAUCAGAUUUGACCCUCCUACACUGCAGCCGGUAUUUCAACCCGACAGAGGCAGAGAGAUGAGAAACUCAGUACUCUGUCAGCUCUCAAGAAGUGCGGAUCGUGGCUUUAACACUUUGAAGUUUGUUUAAGUUUUGUUAUUGAUUAUUGUUUGAAUUUUACAAUGGACGAGGAUUUAGCGGAUUUUUUGUUGUUAGACAGGAAUUUAUUAUUAAAUUCAAACACGAGACAGUUUUGGGUACAUGAGUUUAAUGAAGAUCACACCCAAAGUGAGUUUUAUGUGACCUGUUUACCCUUACGUGAUCAUGCUGACAAAUUCAAGAAAUACUAUCGAAUGACUGUUGAAACAUAUGACUACAUACUGUCCCACAUCAAGGGAGAUUUACAGAAAUGGUCCAACUUUAGAACUUGUAUAGAACCUGCCGAAAAGCUAUCGAUUCUCUUGAGGUAUCUAUCAACAGGCAUGUCCUUUGAAGCAUUGAGCGAAACAUUUCGCAUGAGCAACUACACCGUCGGAAAAAUAGUCGAGGAAGUUUGUGAUUGCAUGUGGGAACAGCUUGCCCCAGUCCACUUACCAGUGCCUAAUAAACAAAGAUUUCUUGAAAUUGCAGCAGAAUUUAAGGAGAAAUGGAACUUUCCCAACUGUGUAGGUUGUAUAGACGGAAAACACGUGAGAAUAAAAUCUCCUGGGAAAAGCGGUACAAUGUUUUUGAACUAUAAGAAAUUUUUUUCAGUUAACCUUCAUGCAGUAGCCGACGCCAAGUGUAAAUUCAUAUUCAUAGAUGUUGGAGCGUACGGAAAGCAAAGCGACGGGGGAGUUUUCGAAGCAUCACCAAUAUCCAAGUUUUUUGAAAAUUUCUCAGAACAUUUGCCUGCUCCCUCACCGAUAGAUACCAGCAGUGAAACACUCAUUCCAUAUGUUCUGGUAGGCGACGAUGCCUAUCCAUUAAAAUCAUACAUAAUGAAGCCAUUCGGCCAACGAAAUUUGAGUGAAGAAGAGCGCAUAUUUAAUUAUCGAUUGUCAAGGUGCAGACGUUGUGUCGAGUGUGCAUUUGGCAUUUUAACUUCAAAAUGGAAAUUGCUCAGCAAACCCAUCGAAACAGAAGUAGGAAAGGCUGAGAAAAUCAUCAAAUGUAUGUGUCUUCUACAAAACAUCAUUAUUGACAGAGAUAAUAUUACCGUCAAUCCAGGAGUUCUAGAAAAAGGUCUACAGGAAUACGUACAACAUCACCAAAGGCCUAAUCUAGGUACUACUCGACGGUAUAAUAGAGCAACUACCGCUGCGAAGGAUGUCAGAAAUUUUUACAAAGAGUACUUCAAUGGCCUAGGAAGUGUUCCGUGGCAAGAUGAGAUGGUCUUCAAUGUUAACAAGUAAACAUUAGUAGGCUUACUGAAAAAAAAGUUUAAAAAAUAAUUAUGUUUGACAAACAUUUGCUUCCAAGAACUGUUUUACCAUUAUUACAUAUUUUUAGAUAUUGAUUUGUAG
Homalodisca vitripennis (glassy-winged sharpshooter) is the source of this 1549-nucleotide messenger RNA. RefSeq lists its product as uncharacterized. The record is from RefSeq and is a predicted model, not a curated record. NCBI's taxonomy places the organism in Eukaryota, Metazoa, Arthropoda, Insecta, Hemiptera, Cicadellidae. The transcript is spliced from 2 exons. Bases 227 to 1438 code for a protein of 403 amino acids.